Molecule: messenger RNA, 1149 nt
Organism: Talaromyces marneffei
Lineage: Eukaryota; Fungi; Ascomycota; Eurotiomycetes; Eurotiales; Trichocomaceae
Exons: 3
Coding region: 1-1149 (382 amino acids)
Biological process (GO): coenzyme A biosynthetic process
Cellular component (GO): cytoplasm; nucleus
Molecular function (GO): phosphopantothenate--cysteine ligase activity
Source: RefSeq, a predicted model, not a curated record
AUGUCCACAGAAGCAGAAUCACACUACUUCAACAGCUACCCACCCCCCAAAGCUCUCCAACGCCAUGAAUCCCUCACGCGAGCUUUUGUCCAGCUCCAAGUCGAGAAAAACCGACGCGUCGUGUUGGUGACCAGUGGCGGAACCACAGUUCCUCUCGAAAACCAAACAGUCCGCUUCAUCGACAACUUCUCCGCCGGCACGCGCGGCGCCUCCUCCGCCGAACAAUUCCUCGAAAACGGCCACUCCACCAACUGCUUUCUGGACUUUAUGGACGAAGACCCCUCCACAUCCUCCAUCGUGGUCAGAGAGGAAUACCAAACGUCCAUGCGCGACGUUCUGCGCAAAUACAGACAUGCCAAAGACAACAAUCUGUUGCUUGUACUGCCCUUCACGACCGUGACGGAAUACAUGUUCGAACUCCGAGCGCUGGCGCAUAUCAUGAAACCCCUGGGAGCGAAUGCACUGUUUUACCUAGCCGCCGCAGUCAGCGAUUUCUUCAUUCCGAGAGAUCGAAUGGCAGAACACAAAAUACAAUCGUCCGAGAUUCCGGCCUAUCUCACCAGCUCUAACACUACCACCACUACCGCCGCCUCUGCGGAUGAUACUAUUCAAGACGACGAGGUAUACACAGGCUACAACGACCCGCCCGAAAAGGAAGAAGACGAACACCGAUCCAAAAAAUUAAUCAUCGACCUGGACCCCGUGCCCAAGUUCCUGCAUCGACUAGUCGACGGCUGGGCUCCGGAGGGAAGCUACAUCGUCUCCUUUAAGCUGGAGACGGACCCGGCGCUGCUAGUAUACAAAGCGCGUACGUCGCUGCAACGAUAUGCCCAUCACCUGGUCAUUGGCAAUUUGUUAUCCACCAGAAAGUGGGAGGUGGUAUUCGUCACGCCCGAGGAGCCGCAUGAACGGUGGAUACGCGUCCCGAAAGCGAAGAGGAGUAAAUCGAUUUCGGGCAGUGAGAAUCAAAUCGGUCUUGCGGAGAAGGUGCUGCAUCCUUCCCAAAUAUCAUCCCAAGGCGACGGGGGCGAAGAGAGCAGACGUGAGGUCGAUGGAGAGGAGGUCCCCGAUGGAGGACUCGAGAUUGAGAGUUUGAUUAUCCCCGAGUUGGUGAAAUUGCAUUCUAAGAAGAUCGAAUCUAGACGAUAG